Molecule: messenger RNA, 2235 nt
Organism: Aspergillus niger
Lineage: Eukaryota; Fungi; Ascomycota; Eurotiomycetes; Eurotiales; Aspergillaceae
Exons: 3
Coding region: 1-2235 (744 amino acids)
Biological process (GO): double-strand break repair via nonhomologous end joining; telomere maintenance; meiotic DNA double-strand break formation
Cellular component (GO): Mre11 complex; nucleus
Molecular function (GO): DNA endonuclease activity; 3'-5'-DNA exonuclease activity; manganese ion binding
Source: RefSeq, a predicted model, not a curated record
AUGCCCAGAUUAGAUGACUCGGAAACGAUCCGCAUUCUUGUCUCUACAGACAACCAUGUAGGAUACAAUGAACGGGAUCCCAUCCGUGGUGAUGACAGCUGGAAAAGCUUUCAUGAGGUAAUGUGUCUGGCCAAGGAACAAGAUGUGGACAUGGUGCUUCUGGCAGGCGAUCUCUUCCACGAGAACAAGCCAUCGCGGAAGUCCAUGUACCAAGUUAUGCGCUCCAUUCGUAUGAACUGUCUCGGCGAUAAGCCUUGCGAACUGGAGAUGCUGAGUGAUGCGAGCGAAAAUUUUCAGGGUGCUUUCAAUCACGUGAACUACGAGGAUUUGGAUAUCAAUGUGGCUAUCCCCAUCUUUUCAAUUCACGGCAAUCACGAUGAUCCGUCCGGAGAAGGACAUCUGGCUGCAUUGGAUUUACUUCAGGUGUCGGGGUUGAUCAAUUACUAUGGACGGACCCCCGAGUCGGACAAUAUCCAGAUUAAACCGGUUUUGCUCCAGAAAGGACGCACGAAACUUGCUCUCUACGGUAUGAGCAACGUCCGCGAUGAGCGUCUAUUUCGCACAUUUCGAGACGGCAAGGUCAAGUUCUACCAACCCUCAAUCCAAAAAGAAGACUGGUUCAACUUGAUGUCUGUCCAUCAGAACCAUUACGCACACACCGAGACAGGCUAUUUGCCCGAGAAUUUCCUCCCCGAAUUCCUGGAUCUCGUCGUCUGGGGCCACGAACACGAGUGUUUAAUCAACCCGCGAUUGAACCCCGAGACCAAGUUUCACGUCAUGCAGCCCGGCUCAUCCGUGGCAACAUCCCUGGUUCCUGGCGAAUCAGUGGCCAAACAUGUAGCCAUUCUCAGUAUCACAGGCCGGGAGUUCAAAUGCGAGCCCAUCCGUCUCAAGUCCGUCCGCCCAUUCGCCAUGCGCGAAAUUAUCCUCUCCGAAGAAAAAGGCGCGCAAAAGCUUGCCCGCAAGGACAACAACCGCACGGAAGUGACUCGCCUUCUCAUGGAGAUUGUCGAGGAACUGAUCGAAGAAGCGAAAACAGAAUGGCUAGAAAUGCAAGAUGAGACAGCAGAAGACGAAGAGCUAGAAGUCCCACUACCACUAGUGCGACUGCGCGUUGAAACCUCAACGCCAGAAGGAGGCAGUUAUGACUGUGAGAACCCGCAGCGAUUCUCCAACCGCUUCGUAGGCAAGGUCGCCAAUGUGAACGAUGUCGUCCAGUUCUACCGCAAGAAGAAAAACACCAACAGUACGCGCAAACCGGGUGAAACCGACCUCGACGAGACAGCAGUCUCACACCUCUCCACCCUCGACACCGUCAAAGUCGAACAAUUAGUGCGCGACUUCCUCUCCGCACAGUCUCUGACCAUCCUCCCACAGAACUCCUUCGGCGACGCAGUCGCCCAAUUCAUUGACAAAGACGACAAACAUGCCUUGGAAAUGUUCGUCAACGAAUCACUCGAGAGCCAAAUGAAGCACUUACUGGCUCUAGAUCGCGACCACGAUCUAGAGGAAGAAGAAGAAGUGGCAGAAAGCUCCCUACAAAAAGCCAUGGAGAGAUAUCGCACUCAAAUGGAAGACAUGUUCUCCCGCGGUAUCAAGAAACGCACCCGCGGCAAGAAGCGCUUCAAGCCCAAGCCCGACGGCUGGGACACCGAAUUCGACGGUGUCUGGGAGGACCAACCCGGCGCUCUCAUCCACUCCGACAACGAGGACGGCGAUCCCAAUGAAGACGUAGCCGGUGAGGAUGGCGCCGAACAACCCACCACAUCACGAGCAACAUCAUCCACACGCGGCCGCGGCCGAGGCCGUGGCGGUAGAGCCACCACCACUGCCGCUACAACCCGCAAAACCGCCACCACAAAAGCAGCACCUGCUACUACUACUUCAAAGAAAACCACAACCUCUACUAAAAGCCGUAAACGCCGCACCGUCUCCUCCGACGAAGAAGAUGAACAAGAGGAUGUCAUAAUGCUCGACGAUGACGAUGAUGACGACGACGACAACGCAGCCACCUCCCUCCCCAACAUAGACGAAGAGGACGAUGAUGACGAUGACUCCCUCUUCAUCUCGCAGAACAACAACAGCAGCAACAGCGAAAGCAACAACACAACGCCGCAAAGCUCCAUCUCCAGCACCUUCAUCCAAUACAGUUGGAGGAACCGGACAAGCUACGCGAAGAACUCGGGGCAAGCAAGCAACUCAGACAACGCUGAAUUUUGUAGGCUCGCAGAGUAG